AGAUAACACCCUUCCCACACGAACCUUCCUCAAAAACCUAUAUUCCCAAAUUUCAUUUCAAUCAAAUAAUAUUCAAAUCACCUCCAGAUCUGUUCGAUCUUCAAUCUCAAAAAUGGGGGACAAGUAUAACAUGAAGAAUCCAUCGGUCAAGAGGAUUCUACAGGAGGUCAAAGAAAUGCAAUCCAACCCUUCUGAUGAUUUCAUGAGUCUCCCUCUUGAGGAAAAUAUAUUUGAAUGGCAUUUUGCAAUAAGGGGGCCGAGUGAUACUGAGUUUGAAGGAGGAAUUUAUCAUGGUCGAAUUCAGUUGCCUUCAGAGUACCCGUUUAAACCACCAUCAUUUAUGUUGUUAACGCCGAAUGGACGGUUUGAAACUCAAACAAAGAUAUGCUUAAGCAUAUCAAAUCACCACCCUGAGCACUGGCAGCCAUCAUGGAGUGUUCGAACUGCUUUAACAGCGCUUAUUGCAUUUAUGCCCACGAACCCAAAUGGUGCCUUGGGCUCAUUGGAUUAUAAGAAAGAAGAAAGGCGUGUUCUUGCUAUUAAAUCUCGUGAAACUGCCCCUAAGUUUGGUACUCCAGAUCGUCAAAAGCUCAUUGAUGAGAUUCAUGAAUACAUGAUCAGCAAGGCACCUCCAGUCCCUCAACCGAGCUCUGAAGAUGCUUCAGAACAGCCACCACCUGCCGCCAUUGAUGCGGCAGCAGGUGAACAAGCUUCCGAGAGUCCUCAAGAUACCAGCACCGGGAUUACCGAACACGAAGAACAACAGCGUGAAGAAAACAACGAAGUUGCUGCUGAACAAAUCGCAGAACCUGUAGUACCAAAUGUAUCAAGGCAGGUAGCUAACACUGUACCUUCUGCUUCAUCAUCUGUACACGCGGUGGAACCGCAGCAGCAACAGGUGCUGAGGGUUCAGAAACCCGCUGAUGACCGCCUGUUCACAUGGGCGGCUGUCGGACUUACCAUUGCUAUUAUGGUGCUUUUGCUGAAGAAGUUCAUGAAAGCUAGCGGACAUGGUGCGGUUUUCAUGGAUGAAUCUUGAAAUUGAAAUUUAUUCGCUUAAAGUUUUUGGCUUAUAAUCGUUUCGGUUAUCUGUCGUUAUGUUAUCAGUUAUGAUUUGCUUAAUGGCAGGAGUAAUAAUAUUGUAUAUGAAGAAAUGUUUUAGUAUAUAUAAUUAUAUAUCAGCAACACUUGACGAAUUUGGGCUUUAAAUGUUUUGUUGACUUGCAUCUUGUUCGGUGGAAGUUGUGUUUUUGGAUGUGUUGGCUUAAAACGAUGCUUUUGUUUUGUAUUGGUAAUAUUUUCGUUUGAAUGAACGUCAGAAGUCUUUCGGUAA
Messenger RNA from Helianthus annuus (common sunflower), 1333 nucleotides. RefSeq names its product ubiquitin-conjugating enzyme E2 32. The record is from RefSeq and is a predicted model, not a curated record. The transcript has 5 exons. NCBI's taxonomy places the organism in Eukaryota, Viridiplantae, Streptophyta, Magnoliopsida, Asterales, Asteraceae. Bases 113 to 1039 code for a protein of 308 amino acids.